This is a messenger RNA of Syngnathus typhle (broad-nosed pipefish), 1806 nucleotides long. Its product is annotated as oocyte zinc finger protein XlCOF6.1-like. The transcript has 2 exons. Gene Ontology annotation, molecular function: DNA-binding transcription factor activity; RNA polymerase II cis-regulatory region sequence-specific DNA binding. The record is from RefSeq and is a predicted model, not a curated record. Gene Ontology annotation, biological process: regulation of transcription by RNA polymerase II. Lineage: Eukaryota; Metazoa; Chordata; Actinopteri; Syngnathiformes; Syngnathidae. Bases 352 to 1581 code for a protein of 409 amino acids.
AAGUAGAGCGACGGAAGAAGCGGAAGUGACGCAAGGCGUGCCGCGGCCCUGUUAGUUCACGUGGAGGUCCCGUAAAACAAGUUUGGAUGUAGAUCCGUACACAUAUGGAGUCAGCUUAUAAAAUGACUCUCCCAGGCUCAUUCUGAACACGAUGAAGCUUCGACGCAGUAUGUUAAUAAAGUAACAAUGGAGUAACAAGUCUUCCUAGCAGGAAUUAUACUUGUAUACUCGGUGCACGUUGCAGCUCCUCGAGCUAGCUAUCGUAGUUAGCUUGCCAGGCGCUAACAAAAAAUACGCGUUUGACACAUCGCUUUAAGAUCAAGCGUGAAUUGAUGUGGUUAUUGUGUGAAAAUGUGUACAAGAGUGUCAGCGGGGGAACUUUCUCGAGCAAAAGAGGACGACGAGCUGCAAGCACAGGACGCUGUUUUGAAGACACCUCCAGACUUCAUUGAAGAAUAUCUUCGUCCUGAGAGGCAGGUGCCAGAGCAUCCCCAUGUUCAAGAGGAAGAGGAGCCAGAGACACCCAACGUUAAAGAGGAAGACGGGCCUUGGACUAACCAAAUUAAAACAGAAGAGGAUUCAGGGCCCUCGCUCAUUGAAGAGGAAGAGCAGGAGGUUGAUAUCACCAACUUUCCAUUAACUGUCAUUGUCAAGCGUGAAGAUGAUGAAGGUGAUGGGGACUGCUGUGGAGGAUCACAAUCAGACAGCCUCUUAGCCCCACCAUUAGAUAGUGGUGACAUCACGUCACACUCUCCUCACACUGAUGAUGAUGAUGAUGACAAGAAACACUCUACAGGUGAUAUGACAUGUCGUACUGACAACAAGUGUUGUGAGUGUGGGAAAGCCUAUAUUUCAAAGUAUACUUUAAAAGUACACAUGAGACUACACAGUGGAGAGAAACAUUUUACCUGCUCGGUUUGUGCCAAAAGAUUCCAUAUGAAGACAGAUCUAAUGAGGCACAAGAGAACACACACUGGAGAGAAACCUUUUGUCUGCCUUGUUUGCCGUCAAAGAUUCUCUUUCAGCGUAAGUUUAAGAAGGCACGAAAGAAUACACACUGGGGAAAAACCUUUUUCUUGCCCCGUUUGUGGUAAAAGGUUCUCUGAAAAGGGACAUUUAAGAACACACACAAGAACGCACACUGGAGAGAAACCUUUUGCCUGCCCAGUGUGUGGUCAGAGAUUCUGUGUAAAAGCAAGUUUAAUUAACCAUACAAAAAUACACACCGGAGAGAAAUGUUUUGUCUGCUCAGUUUGUGGUGAACGAUUCUCUGUAAAGGAACAUUUAAUUCAACACACGGCAACGCACGUGGAAGAUAAACCUUUUGCCUGCUCAGUUUGUGGCCAGAGAUUUGCUCUGAAGGCAGAUUCCAUCAGGCACGCAAGAAUACACACCGGGGAGAAACAGUUUUCAUGCUCCGUUUGCGGUAAAAGAUUUGCUCAGAAGGGACAUUUAGGAAGACACGCCAGAGCACACACUGGUGAAAAGCCAUUCAGUUGCCAUGUGUGUGAUAAAAAAUUCUCUCGUAAAGAUAAUGUGAAGAAGCACAAGUGUGCCGGUGAGGCGAGCAGCAGUCAAUGAAGAUUUUGACUUGUGGGCUGGUGUCAUUGCCUUUGUGGUAAGCUUUAGAAAUGUACCACUGAGAGCUUUAGCCCCUGCUUAAUUGGCUCUCAUUUCAUUCACGCCAACAAAUUCACUGGUCUUUAUCCAUAAAACAUUUGUUGGCAAGAUCCCAACCUAUCAUUGUUCUCUUCUCACCAUGCUAUGCAUGUAAUAUAAUGUAUUGUAUAAAGUAUGUAACUACAA